Messenger RNA from Camelina sativa (false flax), 3111 nucleotides. Lineage: Eukaryota; Viridiplantae; Streptophyta; Magnoliopsida; Brassicales; Brassicaceae. The record is from RefSeq and is a predicted model, not a curated record.
AUGGAAUCAAAUCGAUUAAUUCAUAUUGAAGCAUGUUUCAAAGGUCGUGUUAUUAACUUAACUUUUGUGUAUGGUGAUCCAAUUCUUAAAAACUGCGAUUUGGUUUGGGAAUGGUUAAUCAGAAUUGGUAUCACUCGGUCCACACCUUGGUUUCUUAUUGGGGAUUUUCAUGAAUUAACGGGUAAUCAUGAAAAAUGGGGAGGGCGGUUACGUUCUGCUUCCUCUUUUCUUGCUUUUAAUGGAAUGAUUAGGGAUUGUGGACUCCUGGAUUUCCCCUUUCUGGGGGAUUGUUUGUCUUGGAGAGGUUGGCGGGAUAAGAAGCCUAUCCAGUGUAGGUUGGAUAGAGCCUUGGACAAUGAGGAUUGGCAUGAUUUAUUCCCCGAUACGGUGACUGAAUAUCUACCGAUGAUCGCGUCUGAUCACAUUCCCCUGGUGACGAGUAUAGGUGCGAAGAGGCCACGGGGACGGCGGAGUUUUAUGUUUGAUCGGCGUUGGGUCGGUAAGGCAGGCUUGAUGGAGGCGAUUUCGUCGGGUUGGAAUGCGGAUCAUGACCCAGGCUCGUCCGGAUUUGUGGAUAAAAUUGUGUCCUGUCGACGGGCGAUUUCUCGCUGGCGUAAGACGCAGAUCCCUUUUGGUAGGGAUUUGAUCGAGGAACUUAAACGGAAAUUAGAGGUGGCUCAGGCGGAUGAUGCGUCUACACCGGAGUUAAUCUCGGAUCUGAGUUCCCAGUUGCUCGCGGCAUAUCGGGAUGAGGAAAUUCAUUGGUAUCAGAAAAGUAGGAAUCGCUGGAUGCGGGAUGUUUGGUCAACAGACGAUGGGGAUAUUUGUGACAUGGAGGUCUCGUAUUUCGAGGACCUGUUCACUUCGAUUAAUCCAGACAAUUUUGAGGAGGUUUUACGGGAGGUUAAUAUGGUCAUAACGGAUGCGGAUAAUACCCGGUUAACUGCUCCGGCGACGGAAGUAGAGAUCCGAAAGGCUUUGUUUAUGAUGCACCCGGAUAAAGCGCCAGGGCCGGACGGGAUGACUGCUUUGUUUUUCCAGAAGGCAUGGACUGUUGUCAAGACUGACCUUGUCUCUAUGGUUAACCAGUUUCUGGAGGAGGGUGAUUUUGAAAAAGGUUUAAAUCGGACGCAUAUUUGUCUUAUUCCUAAGGUGGUAAAGCCGACGCGGAUGACGGAGUUGCGUCCCAUCAAGACGCAAACGGCUUUUGUUCCGGGUCGUUUGAUUUCGGACAAUAUUUUGAUUGCUCAAGAAAUGUUUCAUGGGCUGCGGACGAACCGAUCGUGUAGAGGAAAAUUUAUGGCAAUAAAGACGGAUAUGAGUAAGGCGUAUGAUAGGGUUGAGUGGGGCUUCCUUAAGGCGAUGUUUCGGAAAAUGGGUUUUUCGGAACGAUGGAUUUCCUGGAUCAUGUUCUGCGUCUCCUCGGUGGAGUAUCGGGUUCUCCUUAAUGGGCAACCAAAUGGAUUAAUUGUUCCGGAGCGGGGCCUGCGACAGGGGGAUCCCCUGUCUCCUUAUUUGUUCAUAUUAUGCACAGAGGUUCUUAUUGCAAAUAUCCAGAAGGCGGAGGCGGUUAAGCGGAUUAUGGGUAUUAAGGUGGCAAAUAAGUGCCCGCCAAUCACCCAUUUGCUAUUCGCGGACGAUGGCCUUUUCUUCUGUAAGGUGGAUAAGGAUCAAUGCAUGGCGAUUUUGGAGAUUUUACGGCAUCACACGGUUGAUGCGGGAGUCCAGGCGGAAAUACAGGGAGUACUAGGGAUCACAAAUCUGGGGGGAAUGGGUUCUUAUUUGGGUAUCCCUGAGAGUCUGGGAGGGUCCAAGACUAAGGUUUUCUCUUAUGUGAGGGAUUGUUUGCAAAGUCGUACGACGGGGUGGUCGGCGCGGUUACUUUCGAAAGGGGGGAAAGAGGUUAUGGUCAAGUCAGUCGCGACGGCGGUCCCGACUUUUGUGAUGUCUUGCUAUCGCCUCCCAAAGACAAUCACAUCUAAACUGACCAGUGUCGUGGCAAAUUUCUGGUGGAGUACAAAUGGCCAAUCCGGGGGUAUGCACUGGAUUGCAUGGGAACAGCUCUGUUGUAGCAAACAGUUAGGAGGUUUGGGCUUUAAGAGCAUUGAUGAUUUUAAUACGGCUCUGUUGGCCAAGCAAUUGUGGAGAUUAUUAGAGUACCCGAACUCCCUAUUUGCCCGGGUUUUUAAAAGUAGAUAUUAUCGGAACUCAGAUCCUUUGGAUCCAAUACGAUCUUAUUCACCCUCGUACGGGUGGAGGAGCAUCGUUUCUGCUUGCUCUCUGGUGAACAAAGGCCUUAUUACACGGGUUGGCUCGGGGUCCUCCAUUUCUAUAUGGAGUGAUCCCUGGGUCCCAGCCCAAUUCCCGAGACCAGCCUUAAGUAACGGUCCUUUUAAGGACCCAAAUCUCCGGUUACCUUAUUUGAUUGAUCGUCGUACAAGAUCAUGGCGGAAGGAUCUUCUCACCCAGCAUUUUGAUCCUUUGGAUGUUGCACUGAUUGAGGCUAUCCCUCUCGGUAGUGAUAUUAAGGAUGAUUGUUUAGGGUGGCAUUUUACCAAAACAGGGAAAUACACAGUGAAAUAUGGAUAUGAGACGGCACGUCGGGACGUCCAGGGUCCUUUUCGGGCCUUGGGUUCUGGGCCAGAAAUUACCCCCUUUAUUGUCUGGGCUUUGGCUAAUGUUCCUGUGGGACCUCAGCAUUUCCCGAUGGAGUCGGUCUAUACUAAUCUAGAUCAUUUUCUGGAUCCGAACGGCCCGGGUUCACACAUCACAGCCUUUCCUUGGCUGAUGUGGUAUCUUUGGAAAGCUCGGAAUGCACGUGUUUUCGAGAACUUGGAUGAACGCCCGGAUGUGGUUGUCCGGGUGGCAGAGAGUGAGGCGGUUACUUGGCAGAAGGCUCAGGUGGAUGUUGAGGGAGACGAGAUCACCUCCAUCCCUCCACGUCCGUCAUCGGGACCUCGUCUGGGUAUAUCACUCCCUCAGGAUUUUACGGGCUAUCGAUGUUAUGUGGAUGGCUCCUGGAAGGAAACAGAUGUUUUUGCAGGUGCAGGAUGGUGCUGUAUCUCGUCACAAAACACGCCCCCGGUGCUUGGUGCGACCAAUUUCCGGUGA